AUGCCGCCGAAGCGCAUGACCGCGAACCCCCUGGCGCCUCUGCGCUACCGCCCGGGAAAAGCUGUCGGCCAGCAAGAAUCAUCAUCAGAAGAGGAAGACUCCGCCUCGGAAUCUGAAAACGAGUCGCAACAACAGACCAAGACAACUACCGCCCCGCCAAAAGCAACUUCCUUUCCCAAAUUCAACUCGAACAUCACCAAAGCCGACCUCGAGCGACGGAGACAAGAGGCCCAGCUCUUGCGCCAACAGAACGCCGAGCUCGAAAAACAAGGUCUAGAAGGCUUCGAGACAGCUUCCGAAAGCGAAGGUUCCGCCAGCGACGAUGAAUCCGCAUCCGACCAAGACGACCAAGACGAUGAAUCAGAGGACGAAGCACCAACUCGCAAGUUCGUCGCUCCAAGCUUCAUUCCGAAAUCACAGCGCAAAACUCCCGCCGCACCAGUCCAAAACGAAGAAGCCAUAGCCGCCGAAGAGGAACGCAAGCGCAAAGAAAAAGCCGACGCUCUCCUCCAAGCACAAAUCGACAAGGACGCCGCCGCUCGAGCUGCUGGCCGCAGAGCUUGGGACGACGAAGAUCCUGACGCCAUUGAAGACGUUGACGACACCGACAAUCUGGACCCAGAAGCCGAGCUCGCAGCCUGGAAGUUGCGUGAACUACGCCGUGUGAAGCGAGACCGCGAAGCCAUCGAAGCUGCCGAGAAGGAAAGAGAAGAGAUUGAAAGACGACGAAACCUGACGGCCGAACAACGAGAAGCCGAAGACGCAGCUCACAUUGCCGCCCAAAAGGAGGAAAAAGAAGGAAGAGGCCAGGCGGGCUUCAUGCAGAAAUACCAUCACAAGGGCGCCUUCUUCCAGGACGACGAACAACUGGCCGAAAUCUCCAAGCGCGACAUCAUGGGCGCCAAAUUCCAAGACGACUCUGGUAACCGUGAGAUUCUGCCUCAGUACAUGCAGAUUCGCGACAUGACAAAAUUGGGCAGGAAAGGAAGGACGAAAUACAAAGAUCUCAAGGCAGAAGACACUGGACGUUGGGGCGCAGAGGACGAUAGAAGAGGUGGUGGGCCUGGUUAUGGAGGCGAUAGGUAUCAGAAUAGGGAAGGAGCCACCGGUGCGAACGCUGCUGCUGUGGGUGAGCGGCGAAGGAGAGACGAUGAUCGUGGUGGUCGCGACGAGAAGAGGGCCCGCUACGACUAA
Molecule: messenger RNA, 1194 nt
Organism: Aureobasidium namibiae CBS 147.97
Lineage: Eukaryota; Fungi; Ascomycota; Dothideomycetes; Dothideales; Saccotheciaceae
Exons: 1
Coding region: 1-1194 (397 amino acids)
Biological process (GO): mRNA splicing, via spliceosome
Cellular component (GO): U2-type spliceosomal complex
Molecular function (GO): RNA binding
Source: RefSeq, a predicted model, not a curated record